CAACACCAACAGUCAAACGACAUUCGACCGUUACAAAAGUUAGAGUGUAUUUUAAUGUGACGAGUGCGAUAUUUAGCAAGGAAUUGUUUAUAAAAAGUAAUUAAAAAGUGGUAAAUUUUGUAUGAGAAUUAAAGCUGAUUAAACUCCUCUUCACUGGAGAAGAAAAAUUUUUGAUAAGAAUUGACUAAGUCAAAGAAUUGUCAAUUGUGAAAGUGUAGUUUAUAAUUUUUGUUGUAUAAGCAAUAGCAUAAUUUGCUAAAAAUAUCGCGGGAAAAAGUUUAUUAUAAGUUUAUAGAAAUAUUCAAGAAAAGCUGUGCAUUUUCGGAAAUAUUACUCAAAUUAAGAAGGAAAUUCGAUUUAUAAAAUCAGGAAAAUGUCGAGUCCAAGGAAAAGUUAUGGGCCAAAUGAAAUUCGCGAGGGAACGAGAUUUGUCUUGAAGGAAAUUACUGCCUCCCUUCAUAAUUCACAGACAUCGCCACGUAAAAGUGGAAACGAGUCGGCGCUUCAAAAAUCGCCAGAACAUGCGGUGAAGGUGCAAUUUGCGCGUGAAUUUGCCGAUGUGAAGAAAACAACAUCACCAACGACAGAAAGCCUCUCAUCGGCCGGUAGUUUUCAAAGUUUAUCAAGUACAUUAAGUUCAAAGAGUAGCAGUGGAAUUUGUGCUGAUCAUUUAUCCGAGAGUCCAGUUAGAAGUGCAAAUACAUCUUACAUUAAUAACGAUAUUCCCGGUUUAGAUGAUUUAAUUUCGGCCUGCGCCGAUAUUAAAAUCACUGGAAUUGGUGAUUUGAGUCAAGAUCAAACAUUUUCAUCGGCUUGCGGUGAUCUUUCAAUUAUUGAGGAGGGAAAUUUGCCGCCAGAAGAUUUUCUACCGCCAAUAGAAACAUUUACCUCAAAUGUUCCAUUUGUUUCAUUCAAUGACAGUAUUGCAAAAACACACGGUCUACAGAAUAUAAAUAAAGAUUCACUGGUUUUCUCCACAGCGCUCGAUUUACAGACUUUGGAAGAAUUUGUUCCAAAAAUUGCUGUCGAUGAAAAAAUAAGGACCGAAUGCGAUUUAGAGAAUGAAAGUAUUGAACAUGUGAAUUCAAUUACAGAAUGCGGUUUCAAUUUGUCGAUAGAGAGUCAGAAGAAUGUGUCUUUAAUUCAGAAUAAAAAUCUUUUGGAAACUUCGCAAUUGCCUGGAAAUAUUACCAAUGUUUUGAAUUUAACAAAUCCGAGUGAUAAGUCGGUGGAAAAUAAAUCAUUUCAAGUUGAAACUGAAGAACCUGUGAAUGCGGUGGAAAGUUUAAAAUCGCCGCAAAAAGAAAUUCCGACUAAUUCCGAAGACGUUAAUUCAGAAAUAUUCGCUACUCCCGAAGAAGUACCAAUUCCACAAACUACAAGAGUUACUGAAGAAAUUCCAAUUAUUUCCGAACAAAAUAUCCCAGUUGCUGAAGAAUUAUCAGUUAGUUUGGAAAAAUCCGCAAUUCUCGAAGAAGUUCCAAUUUCUCAAACUCCCAGAGUUACGGAAGAAAUUCUUCUAAAUACUUCUGAAAAAAAUGCCGAAGAAUUGACAGCUGAAAAGUCCGCAAUUAUCGAACAAGUCCCGAUUUCUCAAGAAGCUCCGAGAGUUGCCGAAGAAAUUCCAACAACUUUCGAAAAAAAUAUACAAAUCGUCGAAGAAUCACCAGCUGGUUCCGAAAUUCCCGAAGAAGUCCCGAUUUCUCAAGAAACUCCGAGAGUUGCCGAAGAAAUUCCAACAACUUUCGAAAAAAAUACACAAAUUGUCGAAGAAUCACCAGCUGGUUCCGAAAUUCUCGAAGAAGUUCCAAUUUCUCAAGAAACUCCCAGAGUUACCGAAGAAAUUCUUCUAAAUACUUCUGAAAAAAAUACCGAAGAAUUGACAGCGGAAACGUCCGCAAUUAUCGAACAAGUCCCGAUUUCUCAAGAAACUCCGAGAGUUGCCGAAGAAAUUCCAAUAACUUUCGAACAAAAUUUCCAAACUGCUGAAGAAUCACCCGAAAAUUCCGUAAUUCCCGAACAAAUUCCACUUAUUUCUGAAGAAACCGUCAAACUUCCCGAAGAAACAAUUAUCGAACCCCCCAAAGAAAUUCCAGUCAUUUCAUCGGAAAUUUCUGUAAAAUCCCCCGAAGAAAUUGAACCCAAUUUCGAGGAAAGUACAAAAAGUGAGAAAUCUCCAGAAAUAAUUACCGAUAAUUCCAAUCCAAAUGCUUUUGAUUCAACAUUCGCAAUCACCCCGGACAAGAAUCUCGAAGAUACAAGUCAGGAAUUAAAAUCCCCACUACCGGAAUUCGUCGAUAAAAUCGCUGUGACGCCAGAAAAAAUUCAUUCAUCGAAUGAAGAAGAUAAAACACAAAUUGAUUCCGAAAAGAAGAAUUCUCCAAUUCUACAAUCAAUUUUAGACAAGGUUGCCGAACAGCAAAAAUCUCUAGACGACAGUUACACGGUAGAAUCUACAAUUGCCAACGAUUUGGAACAAACCCCACAAGAAUAUCAGCGUAAUUUCCAUCUCUCAACAAUUAUCGAAUCUCCACCUGAUUUUGAAUCUCCACAAAAAUUCCUCAACAACACAGUUGCCUUGUCAACGGGUAAAUUACAAAAAAAUUCAAAUUCUCUGGAAAAAUCUGAUAUCGACUCAUCGUCGGAAAUUGUUUUCCUAAAGCAAUCAACUCUAGAAUCAACUGUCGUCACUGUCAAUGGAAAUCAUCAGGAGAGCGCCAAGAGAAAAGCGCCAGUACACGAUCAAAGUUUCGAUGACAGUAUAAGAUUGAGAAAUUCUCUGAAUUUGACUGAAAAUAAAGAGGAGAAUUGUUCGCAAAUUGAAAAGGAUUCGCAAUUUGAAUUGGCGCAAACUGAAACGCCUAAACGACCGACGAAGAGAAGUAAAAUACAGGAGACGGUGAAGAAAAUACAGGAGGAUAUUAAGAAAAUUGAAAUUUCCAAAGUUAACGAAACAUUCGUUCCAGUGGAACUUGAUUCGACGAUUAUUUUGGAAAGUUCGGAAAUUGAUCUCGAAGCACCGGAGCCAAUAAUUGUCGUUCAACAAGAGGAGGAUUACGAAACAUUUAAACCACAAAAGCAAAGUACAGAUCUUACAAAUAUUGCGAAUUUUUCACUAUUCGAGAAAGUUGAAUUGGAAGCACAAGCUGUUGCUCAAGAUAUUUAUAAUAAAUCUCUGGAAAUUGUCGAUGAUACGGAUCACUUUAUAAGUGCCACCAGUGAACUGUUUCAAGAUCCGACGAGUUUCGAUUUUCUACUAAAUCAAGGGUCCUCGAAUACAAAGUCACGAGACUUGAGAUUUGAAUCUUUAUAUGUCAAGUUCGAUCCGCUGGUAAAUAACAGUAUGUUACCACAAGGCAAUACUCAAACUGAAAACGAGGAAAAAAAUGAAAAGAACGAAAUGCCUUCGGUGACGAGUGCGGACACGCCAAUGCGUAAUCCUGCUAUCGCCGCAAUCGAUAGACUUCUUUUCUACAGUCCAAUAACGACCGGAAAUAAAAUGGAAGCCACAAAGGACAUAAAGCAGGAGGCCACUGAACCAGCUCCCCAAGAAGUUCCAGUCGUCGACGAGAAAAUGGCAAAAGAAUUGGAACUUGUGAGAUCGUUGUUGGUGCAACAUGAGGAGAAACUUGAGAAAAACGAAAAGGAACGCGAAGAAGAUAAAAGAAAGCAUCAAAAAGAUUUAAAGAAGCAACAAGAUGAAUACAAAAAAUUGGAAGACAAAUACAGACAUUUGGAAAUCCAAAUCGCUGAAGAACUUGAAAGUAAAAAACAAGUGACAGUCGUGCUGGACGAGUAUGAGAAAUCGAUAAGCAGGCUGGUCGCCGAGAGGGAAAGAGAUCGAACAGUAUUAGAGGAGAAGGAAAGAUUAAAAGAGGAAUUGCAGACGGCCACUCAACAUCUCAGCAAUACGGAAGCUGCAUUUAACGAUGUUCACCAAAAAUACGAGCGCGUGAAAAACGUUGUCGCCGCGUACAAAAGUAACGAAUUGGUUCUCAAAGAAAGUCAUAAAGAAAAUUUAGAAACUAUUGCAAUGUUGGAGAAAAAAUACGAGACACUCAAGAGUCACGCAAUGGCACAACUCGAAAAAGCGAACCACGAAUUGGAGACAAUUCGAAAACAGAACGAUUCAGAAAACGUGAAAUUGCAGGCAAUGUUAAAAAAGACGGAGUUAAAGUGCAAGUCACUUGCUGAUCAAGUGGAGCAAAAGACUAAAGAGAAUAAAGAAUUAACAAAAAUUUUGGAUGAAGUCAUAGCCAGGGUUGGCAAUGAAACACAAGAUUAGAAAAAAAAACAUUCGAGAAAGACUUAAAAAUAAAAAAAAGUAAUAAUAAAUAUUAAUAAUAAGAGUGUGUCAAGACAAUUAGACCAUUAUUUUUUUACUCGAUGGUAUUUACCCCGUGAAAUAUGACACCAGAUUGUAAUAUUAUAAUGUGAAAAUAUAUAUUGUUUAUAAAUUUUUAUUAAUUUUUCGAAAAAAAGCAACUUUUUAUUAAUUAUUUAUACGUUUAAGUUGUAAAAUAAACUAUUUUAUCGCUAAUAAAACGUGGCUUAUUAAAAA
Messenger RNA from Leptopilina heterotoma, 4561 nucleotides. It is a transcript of the gene tacc, whose product is annotated as transforming acidic coiled-coil-containing protein 3. The coding region runs from base 374 to 4285 and encodes 1303 amino acids. The record is from RefSeq and is a predicted model, not a curated record. NCBI's taxonomy places the organism in Eukaryota, Metazoa, Arthropoda, Insecta, Hymenoptera, Figitidae. The transcript has 6 exons. Gene Ontology annotation, cellular component: cytoplasm. Gene Ontology annotation, biological process: mitotic spindle organization; cerebral cortex development; cell population proliferation.